This is a messenger RNA of Paramecium octaurelia, 2150 nucleotides long. The record is from the annotation of a GenBank genome assembly. NCBI's taxonomy places the organism in Eukaryota, Ciliophora, Oligohymenophorea, Peniculida, Parameciidae.
AUGAGUGAAAUAUUAUAGUAAGAUGAAGAAAUUUAAUUAGAUCAAGAAAAUAUUAGAGGAUAUUUAGAUGAUGAAAUUCUAGGAUAGAUUGUAGAAUAAUAUUAGCAUUAAGGACUCACAAACUAAACAAUAACAUAAUAUACUUAGUUAGUAUCAAGAGGUUGCCAAUUAGUAAAUUUAAAUAACUUAUUAUUCAGUUGCAUCCAUUGUUACCAAAGCUACCGGACUAAAAAGGAGUAAAAUUUAUAAGUUAACAAGAAUUACUCAAUUUAGAUAAAACUUUGUUGGGACGACUUGAGAGUGAUUAGAGAUUCAGAACAUAUAGGGAGAAAAUUAUGAGAAAUACUUCUCAGUCCUAUGUGCGAAAAUUCAAUCUAACAGACAAGAGUCAAUCGGUUUUGAAUGACAGCUGCUGCUUGAAAGAAUAGAUUUAAUUUUAAUUGGAUCACAAUAAAACUUAGUUAAGAUAUUAGGAAGAACAGUAAAAGCAAAAUAUAAUGAGAACAACGUUCGCUAGAUCAAGAUCUUAUAAUCAUAAUAAGCUACCGAAAAUAAAAACAUAUCCUGCCAAAAUCGAUGAGGAAGGGUAAAUUAUGCCAGCCAUAAAAGCCAAAGUUAUACAGGUUCAGCAACCUGAAGAAGAGUUCACAAUUCCUACUCAUUAUUUAGGAUGGAUAGAUAUGUUCUACGGAAAAUGGAGACCUUAAAUGAGAGAAGGAGCUUCCUUGGAUAAUAUCUCUGGGAAGUUAUAUUUAUUUGGAGGAAUAAGUAGCAAACCAUUUAAUGAUGUUGUUAUUUGGGAUCAUAAGGAAUGGCUUCAACCUCAGGUAAUUGGAGAGAAAGCUCCUUUUGGUAGAACCAACCAUAUUCAUUGUGUAUAUAGAAGAAAUAUAUAUAUAUUUGGAGGUGAGAAACCCUAUGAUGGUUAACAGAAGAUAAGGGAGAGCACCAAUGACUUUAGAGUGUUUAAUACAGGUAAUUUGGUGAUAUAUGAAAUAGAAAAUAAUGAGUUCAAAGCCUUAAGAUUUGGAGGAGAGGUGAUUGAAGGGAGAAGGGGGGCAUCUGGAGCUAUUGUAGGGAAGCAUAUCAUUAUCCAUGCAGGAGUCAAUACCAAAGGGAAAUAUUUAAGCGAUUUAUAUCACUAUGAUAUUUUGAACAAUAAAAUGAUUUUAAGUUAGGUUGAGCAGAAUGACUUUUUUACUAAUGGGAUUGCUUUUCAUACGCUCAUCUCCGUUUUUAGUAGUUAAAGAAAUAUACAGAUUUAUAAGAACUACAUGGAUCCUGAGGAGAUGAAAGAAGUCAAAUAUAAAGUAGAAGGAGUGUAUUUGUUUGGAGGAGAAUCUAAGAUAGGAGCAUUGUAUUCUGGUUUAUACAUGCUGAAUCCUUGUACUCGUCCUAUGUAAUGGUCUUUGGUUUCUGGCAAAGGGUAAUUACCAAGUAAAUAUUGAUUUAAUUUCAUCUUAGGUAGUAGAUACAAACACUCUGCUUCUUAUUGUGAACGGUAGGGAAUUAUAAUUAUUUAUGGGGGGAUAAGCGAAUCAUCUUUAUUUUUAAAUGAUUGCCACAUUUUCAAAAUUGAAACUCAAUCUUGGAGCAAUGUUGAUUUAGAGUGCAAAGAAGGAAGAGCAGGUCAUUGUGCUGUGGUGGAUGAUCAUAAACUUAUGAUUUUUGGAGGCUAUAACGAAACUGGAUUUCUUAGUGCUGACUUUCAGAUUCUAGAAAUUGAUUCUAUGAUAGCUUAUCGAAAUAGAAGAUAAGCCAAUAUAUCGAAUCAUCUUGUAACUAAUCCUUUAUAACUAUCGACUACGAAUUAAAAUGUCAAAACAAAACAGUAAAAUUACACUGACAGAAUGAGUAAAAUCAGAGAAUAAGUUGCCAGUCUUUCUUAUAAUAUUAAAUCUUUCAUACCUAAACCUAUCAUUAAAUAGAUAUCUGCCAAGAAUCUCAAUAAAAUCAAUAAAGAAUAAAUGCUAUUUUCUUAAAGGUUGAAUGAGGAGACUUCCGAAUUAAUCAAAGAUUUUGAUUAUAUAGAAGAAAGCAAAGAUGAAAUGAAGACUUCUUCCAAGCUGGAUGGCUCUCCGAAUUCAAAUAAAAAACUUAGUGAUAGGCGCUCAAUUUCAAUUAGAAAUUUAUAACCAUUUUCCCAUUGA